Plasmodium gaboni is the source of this 2145-nucleotide messenger RNA. Its product is annotated as ATP-dependent RNA helicase DBP5. Gene Ontology annotation, biological process: poly(A)+ mRNA export from nucleus. The coding region runs from base 1 to 2145 and encodes 714 amino acids. Gene Ontology annotation, cellular component: nucleus; cytoplasmic stress granule. Gene Ontology annotation, molecular function: ATP binding; RNA helicase activity; RNA binding. The transcript has a single exon. The record is from RefSeq and is a predicted model, not a curated record. Lineage: Eukaryota; Apicomplexa; Aconoidasida; Haemosporida; Plasmodiidae.
AUGGAAACACAAGAGGCAGCAAAUAUUGAGUCUAAAGAAGAAAAACAAAGUGGAACGGCAGAUGUAAUAGAUACAAAAAAAGAAGAUGAAAACUCAAGAAAGAAGGAAGAUAAUAAUAAUGAUGAUAAUAAAUCUAGCGAUAAAAACCAACCUGCUGAUGAUAAUAAAUCUAGUGAUAAAAAUCAACCUGCUGAUGAUAAUAAACCCAAUGAGGGAAGUGAUAAUGUUAUGAAUAUGUUUUUGAAUUAUCUACAAAAAAAUAAAGAUGAUCCAGCUAUCCUUCAAACCAUGAUGUCUAUGAUGGCUAAACAAGAUAAAAAUAAUUUAUCAUCCAGUGAUCUUUUGUCGUUUACAAAUAGUUUAAAUAAAAAAGAUGAAGAGAAGUGUGAAAAAAAUAAGGAAGAAGAUAAAAAGGAAAAUUGCGUACCAGGCGAUGUUGAUAAGAAGUCCAAUGAAUUAAUAUCAAAGAAAGAGGAAAAGGACGAGAAUGUGUCUACGUUGGACAGUCAAAAAAAUAAUAGUAUAAAACCAAUAAGCGAAAGUGAUAAUAAGGAAAAUAAUGAUAGUAAUAAUAAUAAUGAAGAAGUUGUUAAAAAAAAGCACAGUGUACUUGUAGAAGAUAAUGAUGAUUAUGAAAUUGAAGAAACUGCAGAAACGAAAGAACCAGUAGAAGAAGAAGCAAUAUCAAUAAUUGAAAAUAUAAAUAUUGAUAAUAAAGAGAAAAAAGGGAAUGAUUUAUUUAGCGCUACUAGUAGUACAAUUGACAAAAAUGAUAAUAAUAAUAAUAAUGAUAAUAAUAAUAAAAAUAAUGAUAAUAAUAAAAAUAAUGAUACUACCACUAGUAGUAGUAAUAAUAAAGAAAGUAGUGAUUUUAAAUUAUAUCAUUCAAAAAAUACAUGGGAAGAACUAAAAAUUGAUAACGAAUUAAUACAAAUAUUAACCUAUUUAAAAUUUUUAGGACCAUCAAAAAUACAAGCUUAUGCAUUACCUAUAAUUUUAAGUAGUAAUAAGAAUUUAAUAGCUCAAUCACAAAAUGGAUCAGGAAAAACUUUAACCUUUGUUAUUGCAAUGUUAUGUAAAAUUAAUAGAACAUUUUCAUCUUUACAAGCUGUUUGUAUAUGUCCUACAAGAGAAUUAUCACAACAGAAUUAUGAUGUAGUGUGUAACUUUACAAAAUAUUUAAAUGUUAAAGUUUUUUUGGCUGUACCAUUAUGUGAGAGAUAUAAUAAAUCAGGAGGAUAUCAAAUAUAUGUAGGUACUCCUGGAAAAACAUUAGAUUUUUUAAAACGAAAAUUUAUUGACACAAAAAAUAUAAAAUUAUUUGUAUUAGAUGAAGCAGAUGAUUUAAUUGAUAUAAAAAAUAAUAUGUCUUCACAAGUCGAAACAAUAAAAAGAUUUUUACCUCGAUCUUGUCAAAUACUAUUAUUUUCUGCAACAUAUAAUGAUAGUGUACGUAAAUUUGCAGAUCAAUUUGCUCCUAAAGCAACAAAGAUAAGUGUAAGACAAGAAGAUUUGACAUUAAAAUGUGUAAAACAAUAUUAUUUAAUAACAGAAAAUGAUGAACAGAAAUAUUAUUAUUUAUCAGAAUUAUAUUGUUCCAUGACAAUAUCACAGUGUGUUAUAUUUGUAAAUUCAAAAAAAUCAGCAUAUAAUUUAUAUAAUUUUAUGACAGAAAAUAAUCAUAAUGUAACAUUAAUUUGUGCUGAUAGUAUUAUAAGUCGUUUUACAAAAAAUCAAAUUCAAAAAGCAAAUGUUCUAGGAAUGGAUCCAAAAACAAGAGAUACCCUCAUGUCAGAUUUUAAAAAAGGAAUAUCAAAAGUAUUAAUAUGUACAGAUUUAUUAUCUAGAGGUAUUGAUGUACCAUCUAUAAGUUUAGUAAUUAAUUUUGAUUUACCAUAUAUAUAUCAAGGAAGAAUAGGAGAUAAUAUAAAUAAUGCAUCCAAUCAACGCGUUAAUAUGGAAACAUAUAUACACAGAAUUGGUAGAACAGGUAGAUUUGGAACUAAGGGUAUGGCAAUUAAUUUUAUUAGUAAAAAUCAAAUGUCUCAUAUUAAACAAAUAGAAGAAUAUUAUAAAUGUUCCAUAGCCGAUCUUGAAUUUGAUUCAGAAUUAAUGAUAACAUCUUUAACCAAAUUGAAAAAUUAA